AUGUUUGCCAACUUUGAGUUAUGGUCAGGUGGCAUGGUCGAGCAUUCUGCCAAACCCCCUCGACUGCGAUCUAACCGAGGCUGCCUUGCAUGUCGUCGGAUCAAGAAGAAAUGUGACGAGCAGAAACCGGCUUGUGGGCUUUGCAUGCGCCGUAGACAUGAUAACUGUUCUUAUCCUGUUUCUACAUCGCCGCCAACAUCUUCCUCAAGUCCUGGCCAAGCUCAAAAGUUCUCCCCGUCGGAUCUUGCGCCGGCCGCGGAAAACUCAACGCAAGAUCCAGCUCCAUUGUCACUAGGCAUAGAUGCAAGCGAGCAGGAGUCACAGAUACAUUCCAAUGCCAAUCAAGUAGCUGUGAUGCUCACACAACCCAGUGUCAGUUCUGCUAUCGGUCUACCUCCUAUGGCGGACCUUUCAGCCAACACGAUGUGGGAGCUGGUCCGACAUGCCAACAGAGCCAUUCAUGGAGCCUACUUUGACGAUCAUUAUACGAUACUCGUACCCUUCCUUCCGGUAAUUGCUGAGUUCUCGCCGUACAUGCAUACGUGGCUGGCUUUGGGAGCCAUCCAAAUCGCCCAGCAGCAAACUUCAUCUGCACAAUGCAGAUGGCGACAGACGGCCAUCCAGUGUUACUCUAAGGCCCUUCAAGGCUUGAACCAACAUCUGUGUUCAACUCCGAUACCCCACGAGUGGGCGUUAAGCGCUGUAUUGCUGCUUCAUAUUUACGAGAAGUUUGGCGAUAACCAUGAGCCACCGUCGGAUGCACAUGUAAACUCGGCGCGAAGCGUUUUCAUAAGACGAUUUACUCAGUUUCCACCAUCCUCCAUGCGCCAUAUAUUGCAGCUCGAGAGCUUGGUUUACCGAGUUGCUGUCACCAGCACCUUCAGACCACUACCAAAUUCCGAAACAUCAUACAGUUACUUGGACGAUUUGGUGGAGAUUUGGAACUCUUCCAAUAUUCCCUGCGGUUUGUGGCAACAUAGCUUGUGGAUCAGUUUGCCGCCGCAAAUAUUUAACGUGGUCUUCAAGUUAUCGGUCUUACUGCACAUGCGAGUUCUGGGAGAGGCGCAGAUGGACGAUCUUGACAAACUGGAUGGAAUGCUGAGACAAUACCUGCAAGUCUCUAAAUUGCCGCCAUUUCUGAGCGUUUCAGAUGAUGGGAAAGACAAGGGAUCAUGUCUAUCGUUGGUGGAACAAGCUCGCGCCGCGCGUUGUCUUUACGACUAUGCCUGUCAAAUCCUAAUAGCCAAGCUGCGUGGCUAUGAUGCCACCUCUUGUGCCAUUCACCGGCCCUCCCACCUCGGCUUCCAGUUGUUGGCUGAGCUCCGGAAAGGAAACUUCGUCUCACCGGUACUGUUAUGGCCGACAAUAAUUAUUGGAUUAACAGCAACCAUCCCUGAUGACAGAUUCAUAACAUCGGAAUAUGUCGCUCGCUUAGAGCACUUAUCGGGAUCGAGGACAAUUUCAUCUGUGCGCUUGCUUCUGGGGCAUGCUUGGGGAGAAUUGAGCGACGGGGGCAUGAAGGGAGUUAAUGUUCUUUCCGAUGCCAGGAUCCUAGCUAGCGUCUUUCUUUGA
Pochonia chlamydosporia 170 is the source of this 1572-nucleotide messenger RNA. RefSeq names its product fungal transcriptional regulatory protein. Lineage: Eukaryota; Fungi; Ascomycota; Sordariomycetes; Hypocreales; Clavicipitaceae. Gene Ontology annotation, molecular function: transcription cis-regulatory region binding; zinc ion binding; DNA-binding transcription factor activity, RNA polymerase II-specific. Gene Ontology annotation, biological process: positive regulation of transcription by RNA polymerase II. The transcript is spliced from 2 exons. Bases 1 to 1572 code for a protein of 523 amino acids. The record is from RefSeq and is a predicted model, not a curated record. Gene Ontology annotation, cellular component: nucleus.